Messenger RNA from Seminavis robusta, 2607 nucleotides. NCBI's taxonomy places the organism in Eukaryota, Bacillariophyta, Bacillariophyceae, Naviculales, Naviculaceae. The record is from the annotation of a GenBank genome assembly.
CUGGCGUUUUGGGGGUACGUCAGCUUCUUCCAGCUGGCACAGGAGCUGCACCCUCAUUGCCUCCGACCUCCAACUCACAUCAAAAAAUGGAUGGACAACUUCCGCAAGGAUUCCAACAAACUGCGUCAGUCUAAGUUUAAGAUUCGCAAGCUCUGACACAUAAUCGGCUACGUAUCAUCCUCAGGACCACAGAACAAUUGUUGCUGCUGAGAUUAUUCAUCAUCCCAAUAGCUUCUACUCAACCUUCGAGGUCAUAUUUUUGAGCAAGGAAUUAGAUCAUUUUUCCUUGAACUAUAGCUAACCAUGAUGUUCAUUAAGAGUGCUGCCAUCUUCGUGAUGGCCGUUGUGCCAGCUGCGGCUUUCGUGCCUGGUGCUUCCUUCGGCAUGCCCAAGACUUCUUUGAAGAUGGGCGAGCCCCAAGCUGUCGACAAAGCCACAGCUUCUUCCGCCGAACAACGUGAAGUCGAUCUCGAUUUGUACCGAAACAUUGGUAUUAUGGCACACAUCGACGCUGGAAAAACGACAACCACUGAACGUAUCCUUUACUACACUGGAAAAUCCUACAAGAUUGGAGAGGUACAUGAGGGAGGCGCCACAAUGGACUGGAUGGAACAAGAGCAAGAACGUGGUAUCACCAUUACUUCUGCCGCCACCACCUGUUCCUGGAGAGACCACAGAAUCAACAUCAUCGACACUCCCGGUCACGUUGAUUUCACUUUGGAGGUCGAACGUUCCUUGCGAGUUCUUGAUGGAGCCGUGGCUGUGUUUGAUGGUGUGGCGGGUGUUGAACCUCAGACUGAAACAGUUUGGCGUCAAGCUGAUAAAUACAAGGUCCCUCGCAUGUGUUUCUUGAACAAGAUGGAUCGCACAGGUGCCAACUUUUACUACUGUGUCGACACUAUUGUUGAUUUGCUGGCUGCCACUCCUAUGGUCCUUCAAUUGCCAAUUGGAACCGAGGCUGACUUCCUUGGAGUUAUUGACUUGGUCAAAAUGGAGGCUAUUGUAUGGCGUGGGGAGGAUCUUGGAGCAUCUUAUGAUGUCAUCCCACUUGAUGAAUGCAACGACAUUCCGUUGGUUGACGAUGCACUGAAGGCGAAGGCUGCUGAAUACCACGAAAAACUCGUUGAACUUGCUGUUGAGCUAGAUGAAGAUGUUCUCAUGGACUACCUUGAGGGAAACAUGCCUGAUGUCCCAACUUUGAAGAGACUUAUCCGUCAGGGAACUCUCAACCUUGAAUUCGUCCCAGUCUUGACCGGAACAGCCUUCAAGAACAAGGGAGUUCAGCCUCUGCUUGAUGCUGUUGUGGAUUACAUGCCUUCCCCACUUGAAGUCGAGGCCAUCGCUGGUUUGACUGAAGAUGGCGAAGAAACUGUCCGAUUGUCCUCAGACGCCGAGCCCUUGUCUGCUCUUGCCUUCAAGGUUGCCAACGAUCCUUUUGUCGGAUCUUUGACUUUCACUCGAAUCUACUCAGGUGUCAUGGAAGCCGGAACUAGCGUCUACAACUCUGUCAAGGGAAAGAAUGAACGUGUUGGACGUAUGCUUCAAAUGCACGCCAAUGACAGAACAGAGAUCAAGUCAGCUGUUGCCGGUGACAUUGUUGCUUUGCUCGGACUGAAAGAUACAACCACAGGAGAAACUUUGUGCUCCAAAGACGACCCUGUUAUUCUUGAGAAGAUGGACUUCCCAGAACCUGUCAUCAAGGUCGCCGUAGAACCCAAGACCAAGGGGGAUCAACAAAAAAUGUCAGAAGCUCUUGUCCGUCUUGCUGCCGAAGAUCCAUCUUUCCGAUUCUCACGUGACGAAGAAUCUGGCCAGACCAUCAUCGAGGGUAUGGGAGAAUUGCACUUGGAAAUUAUUGUCGACCGUAUGAAGCGUGAAUUCAACGUUGAGGCCAACGUGGGUGCACCACAAGUGUCUUACCGCGAAGCAAUUACAACCGCAUCUGAAAUCGACUACACUCACAAGAAACAGUCUGGAGGAUCAGGUCAGUAUGCUCGUGUCAAGCUCAUCUUUGAGCCAAAGGAUAUGGCUGAAGAAGGAGGUAUGGACUUUGAAUUCGAAUCUGAGAUCAAGGGAGGUUCAGUGCCAAGGGAAUACAUUCCCGGUGUGCAAAAGGGUAUUGAAUCCGUCCUUGGGCAAGGUGUCGUUGCUGGAUACCCCGUGUUGGGGCUCAGGGCCAAGCUUAUUGAUGGUGCUUACCACGAUGUCGAUUCAUCCGUCAUGGCUUUCGAAAUUGCCGGACGUGCUGCCGCUCGCGAGGGUCUCCGCAAGGCCAAGGCCCGUCUCAUGGAACCUCUCAUGCAAGUUGACAUCACAACACCCGAAGAGUACAUGGGAGAUAUCCUCGGAGACAUCAACUCUCGUCGUGGUAUGGUCGGUGACCUUGGCGAACGUGGAAAUAUCAAGACUAUUGCUGCUCAGGUUCCACUUGCAAAUAUGUUCCAAUACGUGUCUACUCUUCGGUCCAUGAGCAAGGGACGUGCUAACUACUCGAUGAAGCUCGCCAACUACGACUUUGUUCCCCCCAAUGUUGAGGAGGAAUUGAAGAAGGGAUUCGUCUUGGCGGAAGAAGAUUAAAUAAAAAUAUUGUAAAACGGUUUUAUCACU